Molecule: messenger RNA, 1345 nt
Organism: Capsella rubella
Lineage: Eukaryota; Viridiplantae; Streptophyta; Magnoliopsida; Brassicales; Brassicaceae
Product: GDSL esterase/lipase At4g10955
Exons: 3
Coding region: 67-1194 (375 amino acids)
Biological process (GO): lipid metabolic process
Source: RefSeq, a predicted model, not a curated record
UACUAUUAAAAAACAAAAAAAAACAAAAAAAAAACAGGUCGAGGCAUUACCAGAGAAACAAAAAAAAUGGGGAUAGGAUCGUUGGCCAAAUCAGAUACAUCAGAUUUCAACACUCACGGCCCAUCCCAUCUUACAACUCCUGAUUGGACUAGUCCGUGCUACCAAACCGCUGUGCUAGCAUGUUUGGUAAAUGGAGCGUACACAAUGGAAAAGGACAGGCGUAUUAAGCAAAAAAAAAGGUAUAGGUUUGGCUUUUUCAAGUGUCCGGAACCACUAGCCAAUCUUUGGUGGGAGAAGUUCGGAUUCGAUUUGGAGGAUACCUUGUACGAGGAUGAUGGUACCAUAUACGGUGCUGUUUUCAAAUACAAGAACUACAGCUUUUACAAAAAUGACCCUGGUGUGAAAGUUCCAGAGUAUGUGAUAGCUUUCCGCGGCACGGUUCUGAACAAGAAAACUUGGAUAGCUGAUAUUAAACUUGGCAUCCAAUGUAUAUUUAACACCCUUCAUCGAGGUGGCAGGCCUACGUACGCCCUUGACAAAAUCCGUAGAAUGGUUGACAAACAUAGCGACUCAAAAAUCUGGCUUGCUGGACACUCUUCCGGAGCUGCCCUAGUUUUGAUUGCUGGAAAGACCAUGGCGAGUUCUGGAUGCUUCCUCGAAAGUCACGCAUUCAACCCACCAUUCUCAUCUAUUCCUUAUGAGCUGCUACCUGGAGGAAAAUUUAUUAAACAUGUGUUUCGAACCGGCAAGAGUGUCGUCAAAAGCGCCAUAGCUAUGUUCGCAAAAAAACCACAGGAUCAAGAAGACAAAUCAAAAACAGCAUUGUGGAUACCUCACAUAUAUGUGAACCACAAUGAUCCAAUCUGUUUAGGAUAUAUUCAUUACCUUAGACACAGAAGCUUCAUGUCUAAGAUUGGUGCAGGCGGAAUCGAGAUACUUGCUGCUGGCGUCUCAUAUGCAAGUCUAUUGGUCGGAAAAGUAAUGAGAUCACCGCCACCUUCGAAAUUGUCAAAAGAACCUCUUUACGUUCUUCCAACAGCAGCAAUGACGGUAAAUAAUAACAAACCGACUAAGUCUACGCCAGCUCAUGCGCUUCACCAGUGGUGGGAGGCAAACCCGGCCGUGAGGGUAAAUUGGGAAAGCUAUCGCAUUAGAUCUCACAAAAUGGAAAAGCUAAAGCAAUUGACAUUAUAAGUAAUUUUUUCUUUCUUUCAAAUUUUUUUUUGUUUGAAUUUCCAUGUAACUGUUUUAAACUGGUUUUCACAAGAAAAAACCAAAAAAAAAAAGUACAAAUGAAUUGAAAAUCUAAUUUUAUACGCAAUACUCUGGUCUUGGUUGGAUCCUA